Molecule: messenger RNA, 492 nt
Organism: Cetraspora pellucida
Lineage: Eukaryota; Fungi; Glomeromycota; Glomeromycetes; Diversisporales; Gigasporaceae
Source: the annotation of a GenBank genome assembly
GAAUUAAAUGAGACUCCAAAAAGUACUGAACAGAGCAAUGAAGAACCUCUAUCACUAGCAAACCCUAAGCAGCAAGAACAAAAUAUUACAAAAGAUGAUAUGCAUAUGGCCUUAGAGGAAACUGACCUUAGCUAUCCACAAAACCUUCAGCUUCCAGUUUCAGCAAAAUUAGCUACAACAAAUAACAGCUCAGAUGAACAAAUGCAAGUAACAACCCAAGAAGAUCUUUUACCACAUACAGAAAUGCUACCAAGAGAUGAAUUCACCAUUUAUGGCUAUGGAACACCAUAUCCAUCUGCAAGUCGCAUCCCUAAAGCAGCUUUUUCUUCUAACAAAAAUAAAGAAACAGAUGGCUUUAUUACAGUCAUUAACAAAAAAAACAAGAAAGGAAACAGAACAUCUAAGAAAGACGAAACAAGAUCAUCUCUAUACAAAAAAACUUAUAGAGAAGCAAGCUAUUCCCAAUUCAAGGAAUCCAACAACCUCAUAUAA